This is a messenger RNA of Plectropomus leopardus (leopard coralgrouper), 2147 nucleotides long. Lineage: Eukaryota; Metazoa; Chordata; Actinopteri; Perciformes; Serranidae. The record is from RefSeq and is a predicted model, not a curated record.
CUGCGCGCGCUCCGGCCGCGCUGCCGCACAGCAAUCAGGUGGUGAAAUGUAGCCUAACUUACCGCGGGCAGCCUCUGCUAUGCUAGUAUGGGUCGACAAUGGCGAGAAAACGGUGUAUGAUGUCGACGAUCAACCAACCGAGACAGACUAGACCAGAUCCGCAGCGAUGAGCUCCACCUUUCCAAAAUCUGAAUCCACGACCUCCUUACUGAAAUCAUCCUCUGCGGCGAGGAGACCGACACACCUCCCUGAACGCACAGCAGAGAGCCGGAGAAGUCAGCAUCACCAUCAGCAUCAGCAUCAGCAUCAGCACCAGCAUCACCACCGUCCCGCCGCACUCCAGAGCAGCAGCAGCAAAGCCGAGGAGUCCUUCUGGUCGGCCGAGUGCGACAUCAGCGCCCGGAGACCCCUGUGCCAUCCGUCCCUGAUCGGCAGCCAGGACAGUAGUAACGAUGCAGCCACUCGGGGCAAGUGUAAGUCACAUGCCACCCACAACCAAGUUCCCGACCCGCCGGAGCCAAACGGCGAAGCGGGCCGAGGUGUGAGGGAGCGCUGCAGGUCAUCUAAACCCACACACCGGCACCACCACCGCAGGAAGCACAACCGGGAGGAGCGUCCACCGGCGGCAGCGGGACCACCUGAACCUGAGCAGCCCCGUCGCUGUCACACGCACGCACGCCAGGUCCCCAGGGUGCCCUCUCUGUCGGACAGCAACGACGACAGGGCUCCCCUCUGUGAGCCAAGGGACCAGAAAGGGAUCAGUUUGGCGAACAGCGGCGGUCAGGUCAGCAGUCCAUCCCCGUCCUCUUGCUCCCUGGUCCCGCUGUCCAGCAGGUCCUCUCGCCGCUCCCGGAGGUCCAGUGCUGCCUCUUCUGCAUCCGAUAUAAAUUUACGCACCAUCCUAAAUUCACUGUUUGGGCAGGACAGAGAGCUGCGGCCAGAAGAAAUGGAUGAGUUGCGGGAUGCUUUCAAAGAGUUUGACAAAGACAAGGACGGUUUCAUCAGCUGUAAAGACCUUGGUAACUGUAUGAGAACCAUGGGAUACAUGCCAACAGAAAUGGAGCUGAUUGAGCUGAGUCAACAGAUAAACAUGAACUUGGGAGGUCAUGUUGAUUUUGAGGAUUUUGUAGAGCUGAUGGGCCCCAAACUCCUCGCCGAAACUGCAGACAUGAUUGGAAUAAAGGAGUUAAAAGAUGCGUUUAGAGAGUUCGACACGAAUGGAGAUGGCGCUAUAAGCACAUCUGAGCUCCGAGAUGCGAUGAGGAAGUUGUUGGGCCAACAGGUGGGUUUAAAGGAAGUGGAGGAUAUCCUGAGGGAUGUUGACCUGAAUGGUGACGGGCUUGUUGACUUUGAAGAGUUUGUACGAAUGAUGUCUCGCUAAGAUCAUGAAAUGAUCGGUCCUGAAUGUGAAGCUGUGUCCUUCUCUAUACUUGACCAAGUACACCAGAGGACAAGCUAAGAUCUCUGAGCCAUCGAAAAUCUGAAUGACACUGGAAUUAAAACUCCUUGAAUGUUACGGAGCGAGGAAUCACCUCACACUUUCUAAUCAAUAAGUGUUCUUCCUGAAAAGUCUCCAGUUCAACUGAGGCCGAAUUUGCUGUAGCCUAGCUGAUGAUUGUCCAACUUAUGUUUUUGCACUUUAAUUCUCACUAAAUAACUUCCUGUGUGGAUAGAUUGCUGGUGUCUUGUCUCAUCCUCUACGUGGUAAAAGUAAGUCUCGCAAAAUGUCGCCUUCGAUGUACAACAAAGUCUGUCUGAGAGAGUGAAUGCCUGUAGAGAAGGUGUAAAAGAUCAGAGCACUGUUGAACAUAUCGGUAUGUUUUCACACAGUAUGUGUUUUAAUAGAGAUUAUAAGUGGAAUGUCCUUGUCCUGUGACAUUGGGGCUCCAUCCAGGAACCCAUGUGGCAAUAUAACACCUGUAUUGUAACUGCGUGACCAUCUGUGAUUCUUCACUGCGCCGGUCGAGUCAUGUAAAAGCAUCACUGUCUGACAACUACAAGCAACAAUGAAGCAGAUCUCUGAUAUUAAUGAGAAACAGAACUCUGAUGUACAUUUCAUAUAUUAUUCCCUACGGUUUUAGAUAAAGGGCAGUUAAAACGCUUCUUACAAAGAUGCACAGCUCUUGCUUUGCAGCAUGUCUUUCAAA